Messenger RNA from Daphnia carinata, 925 nucleotides. RefSeq names its product dynein axonemal assembly factor 1-like. Lineage: Eukaryota; Metazoa; Arthropoda; Branchiopoda; Diplostraca; Daphniidae. Gene Ontology annotation, molecular function: protein binding. The transcript is spliced from 7 exons. Bases 38 to 916 code for a protein of 292 amino acids. The record is from RefSeq and is a predicted model, not a curated record.
UCGAUAAUAAUAGCCAAGAAUCAAGUAAAUAAAAGUCAUGGAACAAACGGAUUGCAUCGAUUCGCAUUCCUCAGUCAUCGAAAGUACAUUUCCACGGAUUACAGCUAAAUGGCUUCGCAACCACUGUCGGAAAAACGGCUUAUACCAGACUCCCCAACUGAACGAAGUAUUGUACCUUCAGCAUCAAGGAUUCAAAUUUAUCGAAUUACUGGAGGACUAUGUUGGGUUAAAAUCUCUUUGGUUAGAUCACAAUUGUAUAACAAAGAUUACUGGACUACAUAAUAUGAAAAAUCUGAAGUGUCUUUUUAUCCGGAAUAAUUGUUUGACGGAUUUACGAGGCAUUGAAUGCCUCGAACAGCUAGUCAUCCUGGAUGUUUCAAAUAACUUACUUACGGAAACGAAUGUAUUAGAAGUUUUACCGAAUUUAACAACGCUAUACGUUGGAAGCAACAAGUUAUCGGAUACUUCUGGCAUUGAUUCGCUGGCAAGAUGCACAUCCUUGAGCACACUUGACUUAUCUCGAAAUAUGUUAAAAGAUUCUCAAACUAUGUUGAGACUACUCAUCAGGAUCCGUCAACUCUCUGUUCUGUAUUUACACGGAAACCCCCUUGUGAGGAAUUUCGAAUCCUAUCGUGCUGAGAUAACUACGCAAUGUAAAAAUCUCAAAUUUUUGGAUGAUAAACCAAUACGGGAAAACGACCGCUUCUGUGCAAAAGCCUGGAUGAAAACCGGAAUGCAAGGUAUGAAAGAAGAAAAAAUACGUCAAAAGGACGUUGAAGAUUUGGAAAUGCACGUAUAUGUAAUAGGUAAAUUUAAACAUGAAGAUUACAGCGGAAAAAAACAUUUGAGUUCUUCUAUAUCCUUGGGUCAAAAACAAAUUGAUAUAAGCGAUAUAACUUUUUUAGAUCUUGCUUGAAAGGAAAAC